Messenger RNA from Pseudocercospora fijiensis CIRAD86, 2247 nucleotides. RefSeq lists its product as uncharacterized. The coding region runs from base 1 to 2247 and encodes 748 amino acids. Lineage: Eukaryota; Fungi; Ascomycota; Dothideomycetes; Mycosphaerellales; Mycosphaerellaceae. The record is from RefSeq and is a predicted model, not a curated record. The transcript has 2 exons. Gene Ontology annotation, cellular component: mRNA cleavage and polyadenylation specificity factor complex.
AUGGCGUCGCCGAAGGAGACCUUGACCCAAUUGAACUCUGCGCGCGAUAUUGUGCUCCGCGACCACACUCUAUACACCCAAGUAGUGCCUGGAAUCGUCCAAGUCAUUGCGCCAGGUGCAGACCUAGAGCUUCGCAGAUGGGGUGCAGACUUUCUCGCAGAGACCUUUGCAUCGCAGGUGGUGACAGCGGAGGCAAAGCAGCAAAUGUCACUGGUUGUGCUUGACACGUUGAAAGGCUAUCUCAACAGAAAGGACAUUGCGGGCGAGGAUGAGGACACGGCGGUGGUCAAGAGUGCUGUGCAGUGUGCCGCGAGCAUAUACCCAUUCGUCUUUAGACACACUGUCAGCAACCCCUCAGACAAGGAGACAUGGAGCAAGAUAGCGGCCAUAAAGAGCAGCAUUCUGCGGAGGAUGGAUACUGCAGUGCCUGGUGUGCGAAUAUGCUGCAUCAAGUUCGUGGCUUCUGUGGUGCAAACGCAGACUCCCGGCCUCAUUGCAGACCCUCGGCGGCAAGAGCAAAACGAAAUCAGUCUUUCUCUGGUCCCGCGAGAUCAUCCUGUCAUACCGCCCGCCAAUCUCGAGGCAGAAGCGUCCGGAUUACUGGACAGACUGCUGGGCGUGCUGCAGGAGAACUUGACUGAUCCGCUGAUCGUCACGGCAACAUUGAACGCUCUUUCCACCCUGGUUCAGCGUCGCGCAAGUGUCUCGAGCAAGAUCCUCAUGACCAUUCUCAACUUCAACCCUCUCAAGCUGGCCAGUAGACCCAUAAGUGGGAUGGACAAGAUUGCGAUCAAGAGCAUGACCCGAACUACGAUGUCAUUUCUUCUCAACUGCCUCAAAAGGAAUUCAAACCAUGCACUGGCGGGCCGCAUGCAGCAAGGCAUUGAGCGACUCAAGCAUAGCCUGAUAGAGGUGUUUUCCGAGAAUCAUCAGCUCAAGCGACCUGCACCCGACGAGCCCGUCGAUGGACUAGACGAUGCGAAACGGCAGCGAUUAGAUGCGGAAGCUGUCAAUGGCACGACGCCUUUGCAACAGUCCGUCGGUCCAACAUAUCCACCACUACCACCUGGACCAGUGUCGAUAGCACAAAUAUGGACACUCACGAAUCACCAACAGUCAGCGACAUUCGAUGUGACUCGAUUGCCAGUGCCUACAGUCGUGCAACUCAUACCUGCGCUGUUACAGGCGGUACCGCAGCAGAAGAUCAACGAAGCGAUCAAUGUCGUCCGAGCGAGAUGGCUGGGUAUUGGCGACAGGGGUCACGCAAAUGAAGCGAAUGCCGCAAACGCAGAGGAGGAUGACGAAGACUAUGACCCGUCAAUGGGGUUCAACGGCGACACAGAUCAAGUAAUGAAUCGCCUAGAACAGAGACCGAGGGACGCGAUUGCUAACGACGUUGCUGUCGGUCCUUUCAGCUUACCUCCACCACCGCCCCUCUCUGAACAUGAGAAAGACGAUUAUAGCAGGACUGCUGUCAUGCGAGUUUUCGGCAAUCUCUCAGACCUCGAUCGCGAGGCGAAAACCAAAGGCAAACCUACUCAGAUAGAACAUGGCUUUAAUCGGCUGGCAGCGACAAGCGCCAGUGGCCACGACAGGGAAGUGUGGAUCACUUUGCUCACGAGAUUGGCUACAAGGGCGCCGUUUGAUCUUGAUGAGAAGAAUGGAAAUGUCAAAAAGGAGGGUGAUGACCUUUCGAUGGCGCAGAAAGCACAAGGGAGACAUUUAUCAAACGGCAUUCGAGAAGGUCUUCUCAGAUAUGUCAUGGAUAACUUCCGAGGCAGAAUCGAUGUUGCCAUCGCUUGGCUGAAUGAGGAAUGGUAUUCCGACCGCUUACUCCUGAAGCAAAAGGAGGAAGACGGUGAAACGAUUGACGAAGAUGAUCUGCCUAACUACUGGAUUUGGGUGCUGCGCCUACUGGAUAGCAUGAUGCCCUAUAUUGAUGUCAAGGAUCAGCGGAUAGUGAUCAGACUGCUCUCAGAAGUCCCAGCCAUCAACAGUGCUCUGCUGAAUCGACUCAAGAAGAUCGCUGAGGACCCGGAGCGAGUACAGAUUGUCACCAACACGCUGCUCUACCUCGUCAUGUUUCGGCCACCGGUGAGAGAGCUGGCGAUCAAUACUGCGGAGCAGAUGUUCAGAGAGAACAGGGAUGCGAAGACGGCCGCCAAGAAGAUUCUUGCGAAAUGGAGGCCAGCAGUGCUCGAGCAGGAAACAGGCACAGAACACGGCGAUGCGAGAAGAGAGAGAUGA